This is a messenger RNA of Stegodyphus dumicola, 2032 nucleotides long. RefSeq names its product potassium voltage-gated channel protein Shaker-like. Lineage: Eukaryota; Metazoa; Arthropoda; Arachnida; Araneae; Eresidae. Gene Ontology annotation, molecular function: protein binding; delayed rectifier potassium channel activity. The record is from RefSeq and is a predicted model, not a curated record. Gene Ontology annotation, biological process: protein homooligomerization; potassium ion transmembrane transport; action potential. Gene Ontology annotation, cellular component: voltage-gated potassium channel complex; membrane.
CACGGGGAGCGCCCCCUGGCAACGAGCGGCCGGCAAACCGGCAUUUGCACCCUGGGAGUCCGAUCUGCUGACGGAUCGCUCUCCCCUCACACCGCCGUCGCGACGGAUCGCCACGACGGCAACAACAACAAAACCUUCGCUCGUCCCUUCGCACUCACUUCCGCGCGGUGGCGGAGGUUCCGGGCCAAAAUUUCACGGAUACAGUUUGCCGAGAAAUGGGGUGUGACCCCCGUGCUGAAGCCGCGGUGUGUGGAGGCCGGCAAGCUGGGGUCAACCCCCCGGCGGCGGGCCUCCACAGGCAAAGAACGCAAUACCCCCGCAUCGGGGAAUGGCAGCGUGCUCGUUUUGCCCACUUCGGAUGGUGGUUCUCACAUUCUUUCCUUUCUUCCCGAAUCCAGGUCGCUUCCGAAACUGGGCAGCGAGGACUUGGGAGGUCCGGAGGGCAUCAACAACCAGCAACAACAGCAGCAGCAACAACAGCAGCAGGGUUCACCAGCUCCAGGCAACUUCGAGCCCAUCCCUCACGACCACGACUUCUGCGAGAGGGUAGUCAUCAAUGUCUCCGGGCUACGUUUCGAGACCCAGCUGCGGACGCUCAACCAGUUCCCCGACAGCCUACUUGGAGAUCCAGGUCGUAGAAUCCGGUACUUCGAUCCAUUACGCAACGAGUAUUUCUUCGAUCGUAACCGGCCCAGCUUCGACGCCAUCCUCUACUACUACCAAAGUGGAGGACGGCUGAGAAGACCAGUGAAUGUGCCGCUUGACGUCUUCGCAGAGGAGAUCAAGUUCUAUGAGCUUGGAGAGGUUGCCUUUAACAAGUUCCGUGAGGACGAGGGUUUCAUCAAGGAGGAGGAGAAGCCCCUGCCCAAGCAGGAACUCCAGAAGAAAAUGUGGCUGCUUUUUGAAUAUCCAGAGAGUUCUCAAGCAGCCCGUGUUAUCGCCAUUAUUUCUGUGGUGGUAAUCUUGUUGUCCAUCUUUAUAUUCUGCCUGGAGACGCUGCCCGAGUUCAAACACUACAAACUCUUCAACAUGACCAAUAACAUGACACGUGUGAUGGAGGACGAAGUCCCCAAAACAACAGACGCUUUCUUUAUCAUCGAGACAGCCUGUAUAGUGUGGUUCACUUUCGAACUACUGGUGCGUUUCUUGGCAUGUCUGCAAAUAGCUUUCUUCAAGGAUGUUAUGAACAGUAUAGAUCUGGUGGCCAUCAUUCCUUAUUUCAUUACUCUAGCAACUGUGGUAGCUGAAGCAAAAGCUCAAGAACUGCCCAUUAUUUCUGUGAAUGAGAGGGCCGGAAACAACCAAGCCAUGUCACUGGCCAUUCUUCGUGUCAUCCGUCUUGUCCGAGUGUUUCGGAUUUUUAAGCUGUCCAGACAUUCGAAGGGCCUGCAGAUCCUUGGAAGGACUCUGAAGGCCAGUAUGCGAGAGUUGGGCUUGCUUAUUUUCUUCCUAUUUAUUGGUGUUAUCCUGUUCUCGAGUGCCGUGUACUAUGCGGAAGCGGACGCGGAACGCUCCUACUUCAAAAGCAUUCCUGACGCCUUUUGGUGGGCAGUGGUCACUAUGACCACUGUGGGUUACGGUGAUAUGAGGCCAAUCGGCGUCUGGGGCAAAAUCGUGGGCUCCCUCUGCGCCAUUGCCGGCGUCCUAACAAUCGCCCUUCCCGUGCCAGUAAUAGUCUCCAAUUUCAAUUACUUCUAUCACCGCGAAACGGACCAAGAAGAGAUGCAAUCUCAGAACUUUAAUCAUGUGACUAGCUGCCCCUACUUACCAGGGACAGUGGGAUCCAAACUAAAACGCGACUCACUAAGUGAAUCUACUUCGGACAUCAUGGAAUUGGAAGAAGGGGCGAUAGACCCAGAGAUAACGCCUGGUACGCCUUCCCCAGGAUUACAAAAGAGGUCCAAUCCCGGCCACACAAACAACAACCAUACCUCGUCCGUGUCGGUGGCCGUUGAAACGGAUGUUUGAUUCCAGUUCAUUCCGUCUACAAAUGCUAUGUAUUUAAGUUCAGCUUUGGAUUUAAUUUGCAAAA